Coregonus clupeaformis (lake whitefish) is the source of this 3047-nucleotide messenger RNA. Its product is annotated as E3 ubiquitin-protein ligase RNF5. NCBI's taxonomy places the organism in Eukaryota, Metazoa, Chordata, Actinopteri, Salmoniformes, Salmonidae. The record is from RefSeq and is a predicted model, not a curated record. The transcript is spliced from 6 exons. Gene Ontology annotation, molecular function: metal ion binding; ubiquitin protein ligase activity; ubiquitin-like protein conjugating enzyme binding. Gene Ontology annotation, cellular component: endoplasmic reticulum. Bases 92 to 715 code for a protein of 207 amino acids. Gene Ontology annotation, biological process: ubiquitin-dependent protein catabolic process.
UUACGGAAACGGAAGGGGUGGUGCACAUGUAAAGUGAAAUCUCGAAGCUAGCUCUCGUCUGCCCGAGUUAUUACUUUUUCAGUAAAUAAUUAUGGCGGCCGCGGAUCCCCGGUCCUUGAGUGACGGCGGGCCCGCAAACAGAGGAGAGUUCCCGGCUGGUGAGAGCAGCAACGAGCGCGAUGGCCCGGGAGGAAGCGGCGGAGAAGGAGAACGCGAGCCAGAUCGGGCCACAUUCGAAUGCAACAUUUGUUUGGACACAGCAAGGGACGCUGUCAUCAGCUUAUGCGGGCACUUGUUCUGCUGGCCCUGCCUUCAUCAAUGGUUGGAGACACGGCCCAGCCAACAGCAGUGUCCUGUGUGUAAAGCAGGCAUUAGCAGAGAGAAAGUCAUCCCCCUCUAUGGCAGAGGGAGCUCCAGCCAAGAGGACCCCAGGUUGAAAGCCCCGCCUCGACCUCAGGGACAGAGAACAGAGCCAGAGAGCAGAGGGCCCUUCCAGGGGUUUGGGGACACUGGCUUCCACAUGUCCUUUGGGAUCGGUGCCUUCCCUUUCGGCUUCUUCACCACAGUCUUCAACACCAAUGACCCCUUCCACAGAGCAGACCCAUACGCAGCUGAUCACCAAGGCAACGUCAACCCUAACAACGGCAACAACUGGCAGGACUCUCUCUUCCUGUUCGUGGCCAUCUUCUUCUUCUUCUGGCUGCUGACUGUGUGAGGGAGAAGAUGGAUGGAAGGUGGAAAAGGAGAACUGUAGGGAUAUAAAAAAAGCUCAUAAGCAUAUACACACGCAUACACACACACACACAUAUCAAAACACCAGGAACGACCAACUGACUGGGAGACUUUAGACUAUAGAUGGGUGUUGGUGGGAUGACUGGCAGUUCACUCUUAGAAAGUGAUAUCUAAUGCAGCAAACACAAACGAGUGAAAAAGAUUUGUGUAUCCCCCCAAAUGAUUUACGAGAUUCAUUCGGAUAGAGAGAGUACACUGAGACACCACUCUGUGGUGGUGGAUGAUACCCAAACGUGAGGGUGAGGAAAGAGAAGUCAAUCUAUUGAUCUUUCUCUGUGCAUUUGUACAUAAAUACUCACACACACACACACACACACAGUGGAUACCCGGGUUGAGGGGUGGGGGCUGGCUUUUAGGGAUGGGACUGGUAUAUAGACUGGAAUCAGUGUUGAGAGAUAAUAGCCAAUAUGAAAUGAUUGGAUUGAGUUAAUUGUAAAUGAGGGGAGUUUGACAAUGAUCACUUUAAGUAACUUUACUGUACCGCAAGACCUAUGUAAUAUGUGGUUAACAUAGAGCUACAAAAUGGAAUCAAAAAAUUGCCCUGUGAAGCAAUUUCAGGUUUAGGCUAUUCCCCAAAUAUAUUAGAACUUGUUUGAGUUUUAAGGGAGGAUGACAAUGGGAUUAUAAUCUGAUACAGACACUUUUCCCAGGCCAAAGAGUAAUGUAUCACUGUCAAGUACGAUUUUGGGAAAAUGUAUUUGAAUACUCCUGUUUACAAUUUAACUGAUGAAAUCAUUUUAGUCUGUAGAUUUACGAGCAUAAUUAAUGAAUAUUCUGUAGGAUGGUGUACAGACAGGUACAAUAACAACGUUGCAUAUUCUCUUUACAAACUGCCAUUGCACUGUGAAGUCAUAUAGAGAAGACAGACCUAAUAAUGUGGAUUGGAGCUAUAGUGGAUAUAACCACACGAUUUAAGAGUUCUUAGUCUGUUAAUCUAUAUGACAAACGCUGUAUUGUAAAGAGCUAUGGGGAUAGUGUAUGGGAAGGCUGGAGUGGGCAGUAUUGUGUACAGUUGUGCUCUGGCGAAUUCGCCACAUAUGAGUAAAUACUGUAUGAUGUCACAGUAUUCUCUGGGGACAGUUAUUUAAAUCUACAACUCAAAAUGAUCUGGAACACAACACAGGAUCCUUUUGAUCUGUAUUAAAUGUUCUGAAAACCUGUCCCUGGGGGCUUGUAGCUGGGCACAGUGCUACAAAGGAAAAUAUGACAGCAGAGUCACGUUCAUUAAGGCACAACAUAGCAAAACUUUUGCAACAGAAAAAUAAAACAAGUGUUUAUUGGACAAAUUGAGAUUGUACCUCUGUUUCACAGUUUUGUACAGUUUUCUUCCGUUUUGUGCCUACUGAACACGACCCAGGUGCAGAAGUCAAUGCAGUGUUUGGCAGAUCCUUUUUGACUUAAGUCAGAAUGAGUAUUUGAUGUCAUUAUCUGCAGCUAAGAAAAUAACAUGCGAUGAGCAACAUGAACUGUGCCCAAUGUGAUGACAUGGACUAUUAUAAUUGUAUGAUUUCUAUUGCAAUGUGUUUCUCCUGAUUGUAAGUGUUUGUGUGUCUGUCUGUGGGUCUGUAUAUACAUUUGUAUAUAUGAAUAUUGUAAAUGCUGUUUUUACGUAUUUCCGAAUGACCAGCCAUGGGAAUGAGACAAGAUGUGAGAUGGCUCGAGUUUAACCAGGCAACCUGGAAAGCAUAUGUCAUGAUGUAGCGGAGUCCCCCUCUUCCACUCAGUGAAAGACAAGUUACACUUCUGUACUCGUACAAUGCACUCUAACCUAUCUGACCAAUAUAUGAUGCACAUAUGAGCCAACCAGAGGCGAGUGAGCAGUGUAUGAAAAGGAAACAGUAACUCCCAUUUCACCCUACCCAUUUCAUUUUGAUACAACUCCUGUGAAGUAAAUGAAAUGGGUUGAAGAUCAAGAGUGUCCAGGAACUCUGUAGCACCUUACUAAACAACACCAGCCCAAUAACAUCCAUGCAAGAGGUUGAGAAAAGGAAGGGCUGUGGGGGGCACGAAGUGAUGGAGGAGGGAGGUCUUUUUUGUGAUGUACAGGUGAAGUCAUUUCUUGCAUAUCACUGUCUGAUCAAGCUAGGCAUUUGUAUUCUGAAUAUUUUGUGACACUAAACAAAUGAUGGAAAUGACAUUUGUAUUGCAAGUCUUUUGCUAGACGAAACAGUGACACAUUGUGCAAAACCAAAUGGUCACGGAGCUGUGGAAAUGUUUUCCUGCACUCUGAAUAAAUAGUUGUUUAAUACAUUUAA